Molecule: messenger RNA, 3461 nt
Organism: Portunus trituberculatus (swimming crab)
Lineage: Eukaryota; Metazoa; Arthropoda; Malacostraca; Decapoda; Portunidae
Exons: 11
Coding region: 318-2135 (605 amino acids)
Source: RefSeq, a predicted model, not a curated record
AUCAAGACCUGUAGCAUCAAGAUCAAAAUCAAGGAAAGUUGGCAUGUUCUGCUCGAAUUGGUUUACACCCGACUCUUCCAUAAACCUCUACAUUACGGAAGUGCAGCAAAGCCCCAAGCUAAUAUCAAGCCACUAUCAAACCAUUAUCAAGCCAUUGACAAACAGUCACCAAACCACUGACAAACGAUCACUUACGCAUCACCAUACAGUCAACAAACCAUUGCCAAAGUAUCACUAAAAGCCACUGACCAACAAUUUCCGAACCGUGAGCAAUCACUAAGUCGCUACUGGAGGACUGACAACCCAUCACCACGACUAUGAGCAACAGUGACAGUGAGAUGGUGAGGUUCAGGUCAGUGGAGGUGCUGUCCCUGUACACCACCAUGGUCCUCAAGCGUCUCGUCACAGCUGUCCAGCCUGUGGAGGACCAUCUGUCACAUCUAAUCUGUGUGUUGGAGUAUAACCUGAACAACAUGGGGGUUGACAGAAAGUGGUUCUUUGGCACGCUCAAGGACCAUGCACGGCUGUUCAACCAUGAGUGGAGACUGAAUAACAUGGAUGGCCCAGAUAAAGGAAUCAUAGCGUAUGACACACUUCUCCUGGUGAUAUUCCUCAAACUAGGGGUGGAUAAGCUCUGGAUGACUAGAAAAGCCUCCGUCCACAAUAGCAUAGUGAUGGAGGAGUUGGCCUUCCUUUACUACCCUAAGAGACCCACAUUUGCUCUAAAACAUCUGAAUCAGUGCCAUGGACUCUUUGACUAUCUAUCUAGCCAUUCACCUGACUUGGAGGAGGUGUACAUCCCACGCAGUGAUGUGACAGCCUUUCAAAACUGCAUGAAAUUUAAGAACCUGCGUGUGCUAGAGCUGGAUGGUCGCAUCUCAGACAAGGUGUUGUGUGGUGGCCUCUGGAACAUCCAUAAAAAGAGUGACAAGGUACUGGAAAUGGCCCUAAAAGAGACUAAGGGACUUGACAGCUGGCUGCUAUCUCUCCCUCACCUGGAGGUGCUGCGCAAUAAUUUCAUUGACCAACACUCAAAGUCCAUGCGUGUGUCUUUUGGAGCAGCAGCAAUGCUCAUCCAGCCCAAGAUGGAGGCUGUGGAGGUGGUGACAUCCUGGGACACCACUGCAGCCAUCAUGUAUCUCUUAGAUGCUGAAGCAAAGAUGAAGAAUGGCUCCACAAGUGAUCGUAAAUUUCAGCUAAAACGACUGAUGAUAUUCUUCAUUGAGGAUGUUGAUAAGGAUUGGCUCUGGCGACUAUUUAGGGCAUGCCCUUGCCUAAAUACCCUUUGCCUCCUGGAGAGUGAAAAAUUUCUGUGCCACUUAGAUGUGUUCAUUGAGCUCUUCCAAACUGUGCCACUGAGGAAGCUGGAACUGGACACAAAAAGCAUGAAACCUUUACACUUGGCAGCACUUUUGGUGGCAACUCCCAACUUGACUGAUCUCACACUACACACUACACCUGUUGAUCUUGCAGAGUACCACAGCUUACCCAAUAAAACUACCUGUUCAUGCAUGAAUCUGCCUCCUGCUCUUGAGUCUUUGACACUGAACUUUGCUACUACUGAGAUCAAUCAUGAGAAGGGUGUAUGUGAGAGAUUCUUGGAAGAAUUUAGGCAAAUGAUGAAGAGCUUCCUGUCAAAAUUUGCUUCUGUCAAGACAUUGAAUCUGUUCAGUACAUCAUGCCUCCCUGCUUCCUAUUUGGUGUUUGGAGGCAUAGAAGCUGCAUUAGAAGAAUUAGUUAAUUUGAAGCAACUCUCUGUCAUUGCCUGUGAUUAUAGGCAAUGUGAGGAUAAUCAAUCUGAUGAGGAUGUUGACCACAACUCUUCCUUUUUUGAACAUCUUUAUGGUCCACCCCAUUACUCUAAGGUCCGCCUCUUGCUUCCCCUCCUUCAGAGAGAAGAAACUUUCCCAUCUUUGUGCAAACUGGAAUUCUUAGAGCUGGACUCACUGUAUCUUUCACCAAGAGUAGACCGUAUGGUGGCAGCCUUGAGGGCUUCAGGGGUGCUGGUGAACACUUUUACCUCUGGUAACAUGUAUCCAAUCAAUGAGUAUUUGAUCAACAAAACUGACAAAAAGAAAUAUAGCAAAUAUGUAAAAUUACUUUCAAGUCAUUCCCAGUAUAAUUAUAUUAAUUAACAUGAAUUGAUAACUAUUAAAUCUGAUAACAUUUAACAUAUUACAUUAGGUGCUCAUGUUUAUAAGAGUUAUAAUUCCAUUAUAUCCAGAAUUAUAUUUUUAUAUCAUUAUUAUGUUGUUAUUACAAGUUGAACCUCCCAAAUCCGGCAACCACCUGUCCUUAGAUUUGCCGGACCAUGGAAAAUUCCGAACCAUAGGUGGUCCCCAAAACACCCUCUAUAUACUUACCCUGCAUUAUAUAAGUGUAGCUGUAACAUUGUUUUGAUAUAUAAUAGUUGUACAUGAAAAUAUACAUGCAGAAGUAUAUAGAAAAACACGUAAAUUAAGUUCAGCAUGGAAAAUUUUUGCCUGUGCCAUUAUCAUCUCACCGGACACAGGGACGUUACCAGUGCGCCAAAGCUUAAACCACUGUAUGAGAGCACUGUCUAAAUCACUGCUUUUAUCCUCCUUAAGUGUUCUACGAACCUCCAUGUUGUUUUUGCUCUCACACUCACUGUAAAACUUGUGAAGUUGAUUCUUCUGCUGUUUUAUAUCAUAGACGGUUGAUGAGCCAAUGUUGUACUGUUGGCAUAGGGUUUGCACUGAAACACCUUUAUGUAGCUUCCUCAAUAGGUCCACUUUCUGUUGCACUGAUAUUGUCAUAUAUUUGCACUUUUUCUUUGGUUCACACACAACACUAUCACUUCCUGGUUGCUUGGAAGCCAUUUUUAUGGGCAAAUAUUAAAGAAAAAAAUGUUUAUGCACCUGGGGGGUUGGUGCUUGCAAAUGAGCGGCAGCGUGGUACUGAUCCAAAUUUGACCAAGAAUGCUUGGACUCCAAAACAGUACAGCGCUGCUGCUUCCUAGCGACGGUCCGGCAAAUUACUCUGGACAAUUCAAAAAUUCCGGCAAACAAAAAUUUUGCCAGAUUACAGGUGUUGCCGGAUGAAAGAAUACCGGAUUAAGGAGGUUCAACCUGUACUUAUGUUUGAUAAUGUUGUAUCAAGACUGUAUCUACUCUGUAGAUUGCUUCAAUGAAUGGUGUUUUAACCUCUUCAGUAACAUGACACAUUUCCAUAUUCCUUGUGGUGACUAUUUGGUGAUUUUGUACAGCUUAACAAACUCAUGUGGGAGAUUAAAAUGGUGAAGACUGUGGUCAUUAAUCUUGUGACCUUCACAGACUUUUGCAGAUGUCAAUAAAAUGGUCUAAUGGUGCACAAAUCUUAAGAUAAAAAUGUGUCCCAGUACCGAAGGGGUUAUCGUGUGUGUGUUUUUAUUUUCAUGUAUGUUAGUACUAUUUCAUUGCUUUUUUGUACUGCUCUCUCCUCUCCUCUCUCUUCUCUCUCUC